Molecule: messenger RNA, 3725 nt
Organism: Onychomys torridus (southern grasshopper mouse)
Lineage: Eukaryota; Metazoa; Chordata; Mammalia; Rodentia; Cricetidae
Gene: Sim2
Product: SIM bHLH transcription factor 2
Exons: 11
Coding region: 575-2575 (666 amino acids)
Biological process (GO): regulation of transcription by RNA polymerase II
Molecular function (GO): RNA polymerase II transcription regulatory region sequence-specific DNA binding; protein dimerization activity; DNA-binding transcription factor activity, RNA polymerase II-specific
Source: RefSeq, a predicted model, not a curated record
GCCACAGCUCGCGGGCUCCGGACGCCCGGCCUCAGGCACCCGGAACCGCCGGGGAGGGCAGGAGAAAGCGCACCGAGCCCAGGCUUGGCCCCCGCCGCCGCCACCUCGCUCGGCUCGGCUGCCGCCCCAUGGCUCCGCUGCCGCCGCCGCCCGUGCCGCCCCUGCGUUCCGAGGGCCUUCGCCGCAGCGGGUGCAAGCCCUCCUUUAAGGACUAAACAGGGUCGCCGCCAGCUCUUGCACACACAGCAUCCCCGGGAAGGUCGAGGCCCGAGAGACUGGAGAAGAGGAGGAAAGGCGAGCAGAAAGCCAGGACUCGGGUCCACAGCGGACGGGCCAUCCCCCGGCCUCGGGCGGAGAGCGGGGCUGCGCAGCUGGUUGGCGACGGAUUCAGGGCUGGCGACUGUGCAGAAGCCGCGCCGUGCUCCGGGCCGGUCCCUCGCACCUGCCGGAGCCCGACAGCCUCGGACUCACCUGACCCCUGGCAUCCCGAUCCCCGUCCCGGCGGCUGCAGCCCGAGCCGGAUUCCGCGGGCCUGGAGCGCGGCGAGGUCUAAUAUGCCCAGAGCCAAGGCGCGAUGAAGGAGAAGUCCAAAAAUGCGGCCAAAACCAGGAGGGAGAAGGAAAAUGGUGAGUUUUAUGAGCUGGCCAAGCUGCUCCCGCUGCCGUCGGCCAUCACCUCGCAGCUGGACAAAGCGUCCAUCAUCCGACUCACCACCAGCUACCUGAAGAUGCGCGCGGUCUUCCCGGAAGGUCUAGGAGACGCGUGGGGACAGCCGAGCAGAACAGGGCCCCUGGACAGCGUGGCCAAAGAGCUGGGAUCCCAUUUGCUGCAGACCCUGGAUGGCUUCGUUUUUGUGGUGGCCUCUGAUGGCAAAAUCAUGUAUAUAUCUGAGACCGCUUCUGUCCAUUUAGGGCUGUCCCAGGUGGAGCUCACGGGCAACAGCAUUUAUGAGUACAUCCAUCCUUCUGACCACGACGAGAUGACAGCUGUCCUCUCAGCCCAUCCCCCACUCCACCAUCACCUGCUCCAAGAAUACGAGAUAGAGCGGUCUUUCUUCCUCCGAAUGAAAUGCGUCUUGGCAAAAAGAAAUGCAGGCCUGACAUGCAGUGGAUACAAGGUCAUCCACUGCAGCGGUUACUUGAAGAUCAGGCAGUAUAUGCUGGACAUGUCCCUGUACGACUCCUGCUACCAGAUUGUGGGGUUGGUGGCCGUGGGCCAGUCACUGCCACCCAGUGCCAUCACAGAGAUCAAGCUGCACAGCAACAUGUUCAUGUUUAGGGCCAGCCUUGACCUGAAGCUCAUAUUCCUGGAUUCCAGGGUGACGGAGCUUACAGGCUAUGAGCCACAAGACCUUAUCGAAAAGACGCUGUACCAUCACGUUCACGGCUGUGACACCUUCCACCUCCGCUAUGCGCACCACCUCUUGCUGGUGAAGGGCCAGGUCACCACCAAAUACUACCGGCUGCUGUCCAAGCUGGGCGGCUGGGUGUGGGUGCAGAGCUACGCCACCGUGGUCCACAACAGCCGCUCCUCCCGGCCCCACUGCAUCGUGAGUGUCAAUUAUGUCCUCACGGAUAUUGAAUACAAGGAGCUUCAGCUGUCUCUGGACCAGGCGUCCACUUCUAAGCCUCAGGACUCCUGGAGAACCACCCUGUCUACCUCACAAGAAACUAGGAAAUCAGCUAAACCCAAAAACACGAAGAUGAAGACAAAGCUGAGAACAAACCCUUACCCCCCACAGCAAUACAGCUCGUUCCAAAUGGACAAACUGGAGUGCAGCCAGGCGGGAAGCUGGAGAGCUAGUCCCCCCCCAAAUGCUCCAGCUCCCCCAGAACAGCAGCUCCAUUCAGAAGGCAGCGACCUUUUAUACGGGCCGCCCUACAGCCUCCCCUUCUCCUACCAUUACGGACACUUCCCCUUGGACCCGCAUGUCUUCAGCAGCAAGAAGCCAGCAUUGCCCGCCAAGUUCGGGCAGCCCCAAGGAUCCCCAUGUGAGGUGGCACGCUUUUUCCUGAGCACACUGCCAGCCAGCAGCGAAUGCCAAUGGCAUUAUGCCAACCCCCUAGUGCCCAGCAGCCCAUCGCCAGCUAAAAACCUUUCUGAGCCUCCUGUAAAUGCUGCCCGGCAUGGACCUGUGCCAAACUAUGAAGCGCCCGCCGCCGCCGCCGCCACCGCCGCGCGCAGGUUCGGCGAGGACCCCGCGCCCCCAAGCUUCCCGAGCUGCGGCCACUACCGCGAGGAGCCGGCGCUGGGCCCCGCCAAGGCGGCGCGCCAGGGGUCCCGGGACGGAGCCCGGCUGGCGCUGGCCCGAGCGCCCCCCGAGUGCUGCGCGCCCCCCGCCCCCGAGCCGCAGGCGCCGGCGCAGCUGCCCUUCGUGCUGCUCAACUACCACCGCGUGCUGGCGCGCCGCGGGCCGCUGGGGGGCGCAGCGCCCGGCAUGGCCUGCGGCCCGGGAGCCCCGGAGGCGGUCGGCCAGCUGCGGCCGCGACACCCGGGCCCCGUGGCCGCCUCUGCGCCGGGCGCGCCCCGGCCGCACUACCUGGGUGCCUCGGUCAUCAUCACCAACGGCAGGUGACCCGCUCGGGCCGGUCCCGCUCCGCAGGGCGGCCCACAGGGAGAAGCCAUAGGCCAGGCCUUCUCUGGUUCCUUCCCCCCCCCCCUUUUUUUUUCUUCAAGGUCCAGCAGAUGGAGGGGCGAACUGUAUAUGCAUGAUAUAAAUUAAUUUAUACAGAGAGAACUAUUUUAAUAGAACUCCGCAGCCGCCUUUUAGAUUUUUACCGUAGAUGCCGGUGGAGCGGGUCGGGAUCCCAGUUGGGGAUGAGGAGAAGGGACCGCCCAUCCUUGUCACCAAGGGCCGGUUUUCAGAGGGCUGAGAGUCCAGAUGCCAACGUGUGACCUCAAACUACCCAGUUCCCAGGGCAAUCAAGCCGAGGCCCAACAAUGGGAAUUCAAGGCAUUGUAUGCAGCUUGGCGGAAGGAUGCCACUUUAAGGGGACCCCCCCCCCCAAACCCAUCCCAUAGUCCGCCGUUCCAGAGGGGUGGAGUCGGGGUGGAAGUCCCUUCAGAGUCCUUUUGGACACUUAAGUAAACGCAAAAUGUUAUCCUUGUAAGUCCCACGAGCAGACAAGAGUUUCUGCGGUCUUUGAACUCACUCAUGCAUCUCAUUUUCAAAUUUAAUCCUUUUAAAAAUACAAAACCCAACAAGCCCAGGCUAAGAGGCCAGCGUGCAAGCCUAUUGUGUGCGUGGACAUGGGUGUGCUUCAGAAGCACAUUAACAAGCUCGCUCUUUCCUGAGCCCGUAGGAACUCUUGGUAACACCCACAAUUUGCACCUUCAAAAUAUAUGGAGUAGGCAUCAAAUGCAAAAAAAAAAAAAAAAAAAAAAAAAUAUAUAUAGCCAGGCAUCUUAGAAUGUCCCUGACAAGCUUAAUUCCCUGGCAAAGUCCCUCCAGCCCGCAAAUCUGUUAGUCCUGCGCUUGUGUUUGCUGCAGCUAGGUACUACAAAAGCUAGUUGAAUUGCAUGUGCAAUACAGAAACCUGAACGGACUGCACCUUGUGGAAGGUAAACAUGCGUAAGGGAGGUUAAUGAAAAUGGUGUAUACAUUUAAGCGUUUUCUACAUAGCGAGAGCUUCGUACAAACACGUCAUGUGUAACAGGUGAAUGGAGACCCUUUUUAUAAACGCACCAGCAGUGUUUAAAAAUAAACUUCCAUUACUUUCGUUUCA